Lacerta agilis (Sand lizard) is the source of this 3916-nucleotide messenger RNA. RefSeq names its product activin A receptor type 2A (gene ACVR2A). The coding region runs from base 967 to 2532 and encodes 521 amino acids. Lineage: Eukaryota; Metazoa; Chordata; Lepidosauria; Squamata; Lacertidae. The transcript has 12 exons. The record is from RefSeq and is a predicted model, not a curated record. Gene Ontology annotation, biological process: protein phosphorylation; cellular response to growth factor stimulus; activin receptor signaling pathway. Gene Ontology annotation, molecular function: activin binding; ATP binding; activin receptor activity. Gene Ontology annotation, cellular component: plasma membrane; activin receptor complex.
AGUAAUUUUUUUGCGCUUCUUUACUACCCUCCACUCCACCCACCAAAAUAGCUGGAAGCCGCAUUGCCCUCCCUCUUCCCUCCACCACAUUUGUGUGGUUUUUAAACCCCGAAUAUAAGGAUAUUUUAAGCAUUAACUGAGGGAGGGAGUCAUAUGGGCUGGAGGAGUUUCCGUAAGGCUUUUAUUUUUUUUCCAUCGAAGGCAAAUCGAGUGUCAAAUUAUACCAUCUACUCCUUUUGAGCGGGCAUGGACAAAAGACUGAAUGUAAAAAGUGGAAAGUGGAAAUGAACAUACACUAGGUAACGAAAGACAUUUGUGGUGCUGUGGAGGACAGAUAAGCUCUGGUUUCUGCCCUGUCGGUGUUAUUUGGUCUCAGCAUUAUUAAUAGGAAACAUCAGUGUUUCACAAAUUCCUUUUUUUAUUAAUGGAUUAAUUUACUAUUGCCCAUUCCGUUGAAAACAGGUUUGUGCUGACACUUGAAACUUAUGUGAAACUAUUUCUCACCCAGACACUACAUACUGUUAAAGAGGCGUGAAGAAGAAAGUAUUGUUUACUAAUAUCUGUGCAACUUGCCUGAUUCCAGUACUCCUGGGGGAUAUUUUACAGAUUUUAAAGUGAAUAAAACAAUGCUCCAAGGCAAUUUGCUUAGUAGUCAGUUAAUUGCUUUACUGUUGACCCUUUAAACUGGGUCCUUAGUAUGUUCUUAUGAAUUGAAUUUUACCACUGUUUGUACAGAAGCCAAAUGACGUGUAUGUUCCCAAAUACAUACAUCCCUUUACUGGAGGAUCUACUGAGGAAGACCUAGAUAGACUAGUAUUGAAAUCUGAUUUUACUCUUAUGGACACUACUUUCCAAAUAUGUUCCUACAGAAAAUUUUAAUAAAGUGAAAGAGGGAUUUUCAUAUUUGGAGAACCUGGGAAGCUGGAUAUAUAGAAUAACUUCAUAUCAUUUCUAACUAUUUGGAAAAUGGGAGCUGCUACAAAGUUGGUGUUUGCUGUUUUUCUUAUCUCUUGUUCUUCAGGUGCCAUAUUAGGCAGAUCAGAGACACAGGAGUGCAUCUUCUACAAUGCUAAUUGGGAAACUGAUAAAACAAAUCGCAGUGGCAUUGAACUGUGUUACGGUGAUAAAGAUAAAAGACGACAUUGCUUUGCAACGUGGAAGAAUAUUUCUGGAACUGUUGAAAUUGUGAAAAAGGGUUGCUGGCUGGACGAUAUUAACUGUUACGACAGAACCGACUGUAUAGAAAAGAAGGACAGUCCUGAUGUGUUUUUCUGCUGCUGUGAAGGCAACAUGUGCAAUCAACAUUUUUUCUACUUUCCUGAAAUGGAGGUCACACAACCUACUUCCAAUCCUGUUGCAUCGAAACCACCCCUUUUCAGUACCUUGCUUUAUUCUCUUGUGCCUAUAAUGGGAAUUGCAGUGAUUAUACUGGUUUCAUUUUGGAUGUACCGACACCACAAAUUAGCAUAUCCUCCAGUACUUGUACCAACCCAGCACGCCUUUCAUAUAAUGAUAGAGGAUCCUGGACCACCACCUCCAUCGCCACUGAUGGGCCUGAAGCCACUGCAAUUACUAGAGAUCAAAGCUAGGGGAAGAUUUGGCUGUGUCUGGAAAGCUCAGUUGUUAAAUGAAUAUGUAGCUGUGAAAAUAUUCCCAAUGCAGGACAAACAGUCAUGGCAAAAUGAAUAUGAAAUAUACAGCUUGCCUGGAAUGAAGCAUGAAAACAUACUACAGUUUAUUGGUGCUGAGAAACGAGGCACCAACAUUGAUGUUGAUUUGUGGCUAAUAACAGCGUUUCAUGAAAAGGGUUCGCUUACUGACUUCUUGAAGGCUAAUGUAGUCUCAUGGAAUGAGCUAUGUCACAUUGCGGAAAGUAUGGCUAGAGGUUUGGCGUACCUUCAUGAGGACAUCCCUGGUUUAAAAGAUGGACACAAACCAGCUAUAUCCCAUAGGGACAUCAAAAGCAAGAAUGUGUUGUUGAAAAAUAAUCUUACAGCUUGUAUUGCUGACUUCGGCCUUGCUUUAAAAUUUGAGGCUGGGAAGUCGGCAGGUGACACACAUGGUCAGGUUGGAACCCGAAGAUAUAUGGCUCCAGAAGUGCUAGAAGGUGCCAUAAACUUCCAGCGGGAUGCAUUUUUGAGAAUAGACAUGUAUGCCAUGGGACUAGUCCUGUGGGAACUAGCAUCGCGAUGUACUGCAUCAGACGGACCUGUGGAUGAGUACAUGUUGCCUUUUGAGGAAGAGGUGGGCCAGCAUCCCUCCCUUGAAGAUAUGCAGGAGGUUGUAGUGCAUAAAAAGAAGAGGCCUGUUUUGCGAGAGUGUUGGCAGAAGCAUGCUGGAAUGGCAAUGCUGUGUGAAACAAUAGAAGAGUGUUGGGAUCAUGACGCAGAAGCUCGAUUAUCAGCAGGCUGUGUAGAGGAAAGGAUUAUUCAGAUGCAAAGACUAACAAACAUUAUAACAACAGAGGACAUUGUGACUGUGGUCACCAUGGUGACAAAUGUAGACUUUCCUCCCAAAGAAUCCAGUCUAUGAUAGCUACAAUGGUCACACAUCUUUACCCAUCAGACUCUGAACUGGAGCUGCUAAGCUAAUGGGCCUGUUUCUGCUCAACAGUUUUCUCUGCGUGAAAUUAUGGAAUGGUAAGUUUGUCUUUGGAGUGUGAGUAGGAAGACGCCUCCUUGCCCUACUCCAGACAUGAAUCCAGGAGACUUACUGCAUUCCUUGCAUAUGCCAGAAGGACGUGGGACUGAGAAUACAGCAAGGUGAUGUUUCAGGAACUUAUUUGAAGAACAUGGACCUAUCCUGGCUAGUGAAAUAUUUUAAAAGCUGACAUUGUAUUUCUUAAUAUGUCAGAGACACUAAUUCCUUAAAAUGAACUACUGCUAUUUUUUUUAAAUCAAACAUUUCAUUUCAGAUUUAAGAAAAAAGGGUAACUUGUUUUUAUUGCAUUUGCUGUUGUGUUUAUAUAAAUGACUAUUGUAAUGCCAAUAUGACACAGCUUGUGAAUGUUUAGUGUGCUGCUGUUCUAUGUAAUCAACGUGGGAUCUAGCAAAAAAGGCUUCCAAGCAUUACUUAACCUCCCUCAACAAGGUAUACCUCAGUUCCACCUAUGCUAAAUUGACAACACUAACAAAACUGAAAUGAUUGAUCUGAAUUUUGUAAAAUAUGUAUUACAGAUUCACAGUGGGUUUUUUUUAAAUAAAAAGAUGGUAAGCUGUGCUUCAUGCCAACAGACAAUGGCCAUUCCUAAAACAGUGGUAUUAGCCUUUCUGUGUUCUAGCUUGUGCAUACAAAAGUAUUGUUUGAAAUGGCAAAAUUCCCUGGUUUUUAGUUUAAAGCUUUAUUUUACCUCCACUUCCCAAAAUAUUGCAUACAUUUAUUUUACUAAAUAUUAUUUAGGUUUGCUGUGUGACAAUAUUUUAAAGAUUUAAGCAUGACUUAAAAAAAUAAUUUUUUAUGUGAGCUAUGGCACUGGAAAGCUCUUAAUUUUAAUUCUUUUUAAGGAAGAUUUUUUUCCCCCAAUCUAUGUAUGUUAAUGUUCUGCCUAGUGUAUUUUCUGUUUCACUAAACAGGAUACAACACCUUCUGUAUCACUGUUUCAGGAUCACCUCAGGAAGCUUCAUUACCCAGAACUCCUCACUCUUCAUGUGUUGCCUUUUGCAGCUUCACAACACUUGAUUUUUGGUGCCGACUUGUCAGAGUAAUAUUUUUCUGUGAUGCAUAGGUUUGCCCUGUGGUCACUAAAUUAAAAAUAAGUCACACAUUCGCUCUCAAUAUAUGCUUGCCAUCAAAUGCAAUUAUUUCUGUAGAGAUUACAAUGUAGCAGUCUAGAAAAAACAACCCUACAACUUUAAAUUUACACUACUGUAUUCAAGAAUUAUAGGCAUUUAAGAAGUUAAGCCUUACCAUAAAAAAA